AUGUCGACUCGCAUGGUCCGUCGUUUACUGGAGCAGCAGCAGCGAGAAGCGGAAAGCUUGAAGCUGAAGGCGGCUUCCGGCGCUGCUGUUGGUGAUGCUGCUGGGGGCGCGGGUGGGGUAUCUGCGGCGUUCCCUGCGCUCCCUGUGCGUGUGUUUCGCUACGUGCGGUCGGCCACGUACCGGGCUGCGCAGCACCUGUUUGAGCAGACGGUGGCGUCGCACGACCCCAACCAGCUCUCCUUGUUUGUGGCGCACCACCCCUACCACGUGGAGGGGUUGCUGGCGCUCUCUGAAGUGUACAAACAGGUGGGCGAGGUGCAGACGUCAGCAGACCUCCUGGAACGAGCGCUCUUCCUACUAGAGGCAGCGUGGCAUCCCUGGUUCAACCCCUCGCUGGGGACUUGCCGCUUGGAGUUCUCACACGAGCCCAACCGAGCCCUCUUCGACGCUCUGUUUCGUCACAUGCACCAUGUGGCUGGAAGGAACCGUACCGCCGCCGCCUCUGCUGCUGCUGCUCCUGACGCCGCGUCUCUCCUACGCGAUGCCCUCUUCCUGCACCCCUACGUCCUCAAGGGUCUGGUGGAGAAGGCUCCAAUUAAGACUGACUCGUCGUGGGCCCACAUUCUCAAGCACCCACUGUUCUCAAAGACGACACCUGGCAGCGCGUCAUUGGAGCAUCUGGUGCGGCUGUACGUGGAGCGCAGUGCCAUGCUGUGGCGGGGGGAGGCUGUUCAAACUCUCCUAAAGCGCGUGGCGGGGGAGGUGGUGGCGACGGUGGAAAGGGAGAGGAGGGAGGGCGGUGGGGACGGGGAGAUGGAGAGUUGGAAGUGCGUCCGGGAGGUGUCGUUUCCGUCAUCGAGAGUGAACGAAUACCGCCACCUGCUGCUAUCCGACUUCUCCGACGCUGCCCCGACUCUCCCGCCCGAGGAGCUCAUGGCCAUGCAACAAGACCAAGCCGGCCGGCAGGAGCUCAUGGCCAUGCAACAAGACCAAGCCGCCCGGCAGCACCGCCUGGGAGCCCACGGCCUCGGCUUCCUGAUUGAGGCGAUGCUGCCGUGGAAUGACUUUGGGGGAGCUGGGGGUGCGGGGGGGAUGGGGGCAGGGGUGGGGAUGAAUGGGGAGGCACAGCAGGCUGCUCUGGCUGCUGCUGCUGCUGCUGCUGCUGCUGCUGCUGCGGAUGCUGAGGAGGAGGAUGAGGAUGUUCAUUUUUCCAACAGCAUGGCGGACCGCCUGAACAGCAUGUCCGUCGGCGACAGCGUCCAGCUGGCGUGCCGUGAUUCGCUGCUGCCGUUCCUGCAGCAGGAGGCGCGCGCAGCCGGCGGAGGGGGAAGCGCCGGGGACGGGGGAGGCGGAGCGGGGUCGGAAGGGGGAGAGCUGAAGCUUCUGGAAGUUGACGAGUCGAUGCUGGCGGAGCUGCUGCGCGACGGGCUGGUUAUAAAGGGUACACCGGAGGAGGGGGACGAGGCGGUUCUCUGCACUCGCAGCAGCACCUUCGCUCUCAAGCUGGUUACCACCACCAACCUGCUGCUCCUCGUCCCUCCACAGCUGGUUCGGCACUGUCUGAAGGUGUUUGGCAAGAGGCGGAGGAAGGGGAGGAGAGAGGAGUGGGAGGAGGCGAGGAGCGUCAGAGUGGGGAAGAUUAGGGAAGAUGGGGAUGAUGGAGGGGUGGAGAGCGAGCGUGGCGGAGGAGAUGGAGGAAAGGGAGAGAAGGACGCAGGAGGGGAAGGGGGGGAGUGUGUGUGGUGGGAGUUGGAUGAGAGGAAGGUGUGUCGCCACUAUGCCAGGCAGCUGCUCGAAUCAGGCACUCGCUGGCGCCUCUCUGUUUUCAUGGAGGCAUGGGCAAACAAGGUCCCACCCACCAUGGCCCAAUCCCUGGACGCCACGUGGCUGAGAGGCCUGGCAAUCCUGCAGCACAGCACGUGGGUGCGGUAUCUGCCGAGUGACCAGCUGCCAGCCACGGCAGAGCAUCGCUUCCAGGCGCUGUUCAGCGUGCAGCCCAUGUGGGCAGUAACAGAGCUGGAGCCCUACCUUAUUGACCUACAGGGCCCGGGCCAGUCAGUGGAGACUCUUCUGAUGCGAUUCACUCGCAAGGUACAGGAGGGGGCGGAUAAACCUGAACUGUACUGCGCUCGAUAA
This is a messenger RNA of Closterium sp. Yama58-4, 2136 nucleotides long. The record is from the annotation of a GenBank genome assembly. NCBI's taxonomy places the organism in Eukaryota, Viridiplantae, Streptophyta, Zygnematophyceae, Desmidiales, Closteriaceae.